Molecule: messenger RNA, 2439 nt
Organism: Copidosoma floridanum
Lineage: Eukaryota; Metazoa; Arthropoda; Insecta; Hymenoptera; Encyrtidae
Source: RefSeq, a predicted model, not a curated record
AUGAAUGCAGGAAAGGAGAAUAGCCUCAACUUUGUCUCAACGAAGACGGAAAACAAGUCCAAGAAGCUAAGCGAAAAGUGCGGAAAAGCGGGUCAUUUGAGAAAGGAAUGUAAGCAAGGGAGCAAUCGUAGUGAGAAUGAUCAGGGUAAAAAAGGGGCACGACAUAAUUUUGUAGAAGAAGUUGAUAAUUUGUCCGAAGAUUUCGAAAGGUUAUGUAAUAUUAAGUCGGUGCAUGCUCUAAAACCGGAGAAGCCGCUAGAGGUUAUGUUGACUGUUCAAAACACCCCAAUGUCGUUUGAGAUUGAUACGGGUUCUCCGAUAUCGGCGGUUUCUUACGAAAAUUAUGUGGCUUCGAAGGAAUUGAGAGUUUUGCGGACCCAUCCAACUGCAAGAGUUCUUAGAGCCUACCCGGGAGAUAAAAUAAUUCCAAAGGGAAUCAUUAAUGUAAAUGUGGUGGUUGAAAAUGCGAUUUUUGAUGAGUUUAAAGAUGUCUUUUCUGAUACACUCGGUUGUUAUAAUAAGCGUAAAUUUAGCUUGCAACUUAAAGAAGGAACAAUGCCAGUGUUCAAAAAGCCGAGACCUAUACCGUAUGCCUUGCGCGACAAAAUUGAGCAGGAAAUUAAUCGUCUGAAAAAGGCAGAAAUUCUAGAGCCUGUUAAAUCGAGUCAGUGGGCAACGCCAUUGGUCCCAGUGCUUAAGGCUAACGGCGACAUUCGCUUGUGUGGUGACUUUAAAGUAACCGUUAACCCGUGUUUGGAAAUUGAUCGACACCCCAUACCUCGCUUAAGUGACUUGAGCACUAAGCUGGCUGGGGGAAAGAUUUUUAGUAAACUUGAUAUGAAUCAAGCAUAUCAACAAGUGUUAGUCGAUAAUGAAUCCAAACAGUUGCUUGUUUUGUCAACACAUAAGGGUCUUUACGCCUGUAACCGGUUAAUGUACAGAGUUGCGUCUGCUCCUGGUCUAUUCCAGCGUGAAAUUGAAACUCUUCUACACGAUAUCAAAGGAGUAGUAUCUUAUUUUAAUGACAUUUUUAUCUCUGGUCCAACCAAAACUGAACAUGAUAAAAGCCUCCGUGAAGUGUUGAAAAGAUUGCAAGAAUGUAAUUUAACGUUAAAGAAAAAUAAAUGUUCUAUUUCAAAAGACAAAAUUACAUUCUUGGAGCUUGAGUUGGACGCAGAAGGUAUUAGAACUAGUAGUGUUAAAACCGAUGAGAUUACAAAAAUGAAAAGGCCAGAGAAAGUGCCUGAAUUAAAAUCUUUUUCAGAAUUAAAUGUCGAAGAUGACUGUGUCAUGUGGGGCCACCGAGUUAUCAUUCCUCUUAAUCUAAGAAAAACAAUGCUUGACGAACUUCACUCAAGCCACGGGGGAAUUGUUAAAAUGAAGGCUCUCGCUCGGUCUUAUAUGUGGUGGCCUAACAUAGACGCUGACAUCGAAAAUUUGAUGAAGUCCUGUAUGUUGUGCGCUCAUAAUGCAAAUAAUCCUAGGCGUUCUGAAUUACAUGUUUACAAGUGGCCAAAAGCUCCGAAUGAGCGGAUUCACAUAGACUUUUGCGGACCAAUCGAAGGUCAUAUGUACUUAGUGAUUACGGAUGCUUUCUCUAAAUGGAUCGACAUCCGAGAAAUGUCUAAUAUCACGACCUCAAACACUAUUCGAAUUUUAAAAGACUAUUUUGCCACUUGGGGCCUACCAUUAAUGAUUGUGUCUGAUAACGGGCCUUCUUUCACUUCAGACGAUUUUAAGUUGUUUUUAGAGCAAAAUCAUAUCGAACAUUUGAAGACAGCACCGUAUCACCACGGAGCAGCGGAGAAUCCAGUUAAAAGUUUUAAAAAUAAAUUUAAAUUAUUGAUCCAAGGAAAGAAUUCGCGACAAGAUGCGUUGGCUAAAUAUCUUAUUUAUUUUAGAUCAACCCCGCAUUGUACAACAGGCGUUAGCCCAGCUGAAUUACAACUGGGUAGGAAAAUAAGAGCGCGCUUGGAUGCAAUUAAACCGUCAAUACAAGAGAAAGUAGAACAGAGCCAAGCAAAGCAAAAAUUUUAUUUUCGGGGGGAUAGAAAGGAAAGCUUCAACGAAAAAGAUACUGUUAUGACUAAAAACUUUAGUACAAACAAGUGGGAACAAGCGGUAGUUAAUCGUAAACUUGGCCCUGUAACUUACUCUUUACAGACAGAAUCCAACAAAGAAGUUAAGCGAAAUUUGGAUCAAAUUCGUCCGGGUCUAAAAGAUAGUCCCUAUAUCUAUGUAGAUGACUUUAGCGAUCAGCUGUUAAAUGAUACUGCUAAAGCACUCGAUGUCAAUCCCGUACCGGAACCUAAGACUGUCGCGAGCGAAACGUCGUUGCCUGUGCUUUCUAAAAAAGACCCUGCGGCGAGCUCAAAUAAGCCGUUGGUCUUACGUCGCUCAUCACGCAUCAAAAAGGCACCGGAAAGACUUGAUUUGUAA